AUUUUUAAAGGUUCAUCUUUCGAUUUAUUUAUUUAUUCAAUUUUGGGCGGUUUAACAACUUGGGAUGCUCGACAUUUUUUACACAUUGCCGAAUUUGGAUAUAUUUGGGAAAGCAGUUUAGCAUUUUUUCCUCUUUUUCCAAUGACUCUUAAAAUUCUUGGAGGUUUUUUAAAUUUAUUUAUUGGAAAUUGGGUUUCUCUUUUUUCUUCAAUGCUUAUUGCUGGAACUUUGUUAAAUAAUGCACUUUUUGUAAUUAAUGGAAUGCUUUUAUUCCGUCUAACUUUAUUUCUGAAUGGAGGAAAUAUUAAAGAAUCUAUUUUGGCCGUCUAUCUUCAUUGCUGGUGUCCAGCCAGUAUUUUUUAUUCUUCAUUAUAUUCCGAAUCAAUAUACCAAACAUUUACAUUUCUCGGUCUUUUAUUAAUUUAUUCACCAACAACAAAUAUUUCUUCACGUCUAAACUUGUUGUAUGCUUCCGCAGUAUUUUCUUUAGCUUUUUUGACUCGUUCAAAUGGAUUGACAAAUAUUGGAUUUAUUGGAUUCCCACUCUUGUUGGAUGUUAUUAUUUUUAUUGAAAGACAAAUACCUAAUGAAAAUGGUGAGGGGGAAAGAGGAAUGAUUGAUAAAAAUGGUGGAAUAUAUCAACAAAAAUAUCAACAAUUUGAAUUUCGUGAAUUUUCUGUUGAACUGGUUAAAAAGGUUUUUUUUUUUUAA
Messenger RNA from Meloidogyne enterolobii, 711 nucleotides. The record is from the annotation of a GenBank genome assembly. Lineage: Eukaryota; Metazoa; Nematoda; Chromadorea; Rhabditida; Meloidogynidae.